AUGUCCACGAAAUACGCCCUUGUCUCCCUCCCCCUCGGUAUCUUCGACUCGAGCGACAAAGAAGAUGCUAUUUCCUCGCUAAGCGCUACCAUUUCGCCCGAGAACGGCAACGUGCGACCUUUCAAUAUUCCCGACUUCAAGAUUGGUACACUGGAUGCUUUGGUUCAGCAAGCCGACGAUUUGGCCAAGCUCGAAUCUACUUGCGAAGCUGUCGUUGCCAAGGUUGCCGAUUCUCUGAAGUCAAUUCUCGACAAUGACGAAGAGAAGAUCGCCCAGCAGAAGAUGGUCAACGACAAGCCGACCGACCAGUACGUCAGCUCGUUUGCGUGGAACAAGGUCAGGUACCGCGCCGACAAGAGCCUGAGCGAGCUUGUCGAUACGUUGCAGAAGGAACUCAUGACCACCGACAAUGAUGUCAAGAGCAAAUUUAAUCAGUAUAAUUCAGUCAAGACGAACUUCACCACCCUGCAGCGCAAGCAGACGGGCAACCUCGCUACAAAGUCUCUCACUCCGAUCGUCGACCCCGCCCUCCUUAUCCAAGAUUCCGAAUACCUCGAGACACACUUGAUUGUCGUCCCUAACAACGCCAAGAAGGACUUCCUGAGAAGUUACGAAACACUGGCGCCAAUGGUUGUCCCGCGAUCCGCUGUACAAGUUGCCCAGGACGAAGAGUUCACUUUGUAUGCCGCCACGUCGUUCAAGAAACACAGUGCCGAGUUCCUGCAGAAAUGCCGCGAGCAGAAAUGGACUCCUCGCCAGUACAAGUAUGUCGAAGGCGGCAAAGAAGAGGAGAAGCGCGAGCUCGAUCGGGUAGCUCGCGAAGAGAAGAAAACUUGGGGAGAAGCUCUAAGAAUUGGGCGUACUGGUUGGAGUGAGAGUGUCAUGAUUUGGCUCCAUGUCCUUGCUCUCCGCGUCUUCGUCGAAGCUGUCCUUCGCUACGGACUGCCCCUCGACUAUGUCAGCGUCCUUGUCAAGACGAACUCGAAGCUGUGCAAGAAAGUCAAGACGGCCCUCGACUCCAACUACUCAUACCUGGGAGGCAAUGCUUUCGGAAGGGACAAGCGCGGGAAGAUCACUAAAGAUGACGCAACGUUGUCGUCCGAGAUGGCGGCAGCCGGGUUGGGUGGAGGUGAAGGCCACGAAUACACGGCAUAUGUGUAUUACGAAUUCGACUUUCCAUGA
Messenger RNA from Colletotrichum karsti, 1182 nucleotides. RefSeq names its product V-ATPase subunit C. Lineage: Eukaryota; Fungi; Ascomycota; Sordariomycetes; Glomerellales; Glomerellaceae. Bases 1 to 1182 code for a protein of 393 amino acids. Gene Ontology annotation, cellular component: vacuolar proton-transporting V-type ATPase, V1 domain. Gene Ontology annotation, biological process: proton transmembrane transport. The transcript is spliced from 5 exons. The record is from RefSeq and is a predicted model, not a curated record. Gene Ontology annotation, molecular function: proton-transporting ATPase activity, rotational mechanism.